Molecule: messenger RNA, 1536 nt
Organism: Mya arenaria
Lineage: Eukaryota; Metazoa; Mollusca; Bivalvia; Myida; Myidae
Product: cell adhesion molecule DSCAML1-like
Exons: 9
Coding region: 1-1536 (511 amino acids)
Biological process (GO): cell-cell adhesion; G protein-coupled receptor signaling pathway
Cellular component (GO): membrane; cell-cell junction
Molecular function (GO): G protein-coupled receptor activity; cell adhesion molecule binding
Source: RefSeq, a predicted model, not a curated record
AUGUAUUUCUUUGUACUUUUCAUUCCGUUGGCCAUAAUACUAAUAUGCUACAUAUCAAUUUUGCUUAAGAUUUGGAGGGAGAAGAAGAUGCGGUCUGCAUGGAUACAGAAACGGAGCGUCAUGAGAGAUGUAAAAGUGACCAUGUCCGUGGCGUUUGUUAUAUUGUCCUUUAUAAUCAGCUGGACUCCCUAUGCCGUUCUGUCUCUUUGUUAUUCAAAUAAAAUAGGAGAGGGAUGUUCGACAUCAAAUGAAAGCAAAUUUAGUUUGAAAUUCAAUUUACAGCCUGUUGGAUACGACAUAUACACCUUAACGAUAAACAAUUUUGAAGUGAACGAUACAGGCUUAUAUCGAUGUCUUACAUACGUUACCUUUUGGCAGGACUCUACAAUACAUAUUACUCAUGCAGUGGACAUUAAGUCAGUGACACUAACUCCAAAGACUGACCUUAUAUCGGUAAUUGAAAAUGUCCCACAGAUUUUCCGGUGCGUUACGUCAACGUGUCGUCCGGUGGCCACAAUAUCGUGGUAUCUGGGUUCCACGCAAAUCACAUCUGGCAAUAAGUCCAAUUCUUUACAAGACGUCACUACAAGUACACUAAACUACACCUUCCAGAAAAGACACCAGGACAAGCGAAUCCUCUGUCGAGGAAAUGGACCAAGUAAACCCGUUUGCAGAUUUGGUGGAUCAGCCUUGUCCUCUGUUGUAACACUAAGAGAAGACUCAGAGUUUCGCCUUAACUGCACCAGCGACGGAAAUCCGUUGCCAAGCUUUUCAUGGAUACAUCCUGGAGGCGGACAAUCUACUCGCCUCAUCAUAAACAGCAUUAAAAGAACGCACUCUGGAAGAUAUAGGAUAAUAGCAGAGAACAGAUUGAUUCCACUAGAGCGACAGUCCGUUUACCUCAGACAGGAUAUGCAUCUCACAGUGGAUGUGCAGUAUCCACCUGAUCAACCACAGUGCCACUUGGGAGAAACUGCCAUAUCGACAAACACCGUAUCUGCGAUACGAGAACAAAAUAUCACAAUUAGCUGUUUAUGUGAUAGCAAUCCGCCAUCAAUAUACUGGUGGUCUGGAUAUUCUUUUUCAAAAUCUGGACAAGAUCUACGCAUUUUCGUUCAAAAUGCAACAACUAUAAACUUUACCAUGGAAAACAGCAUGCAGUUCACAAUUGGAAACUCUACGCAAGGAAGACGUGUGUCGCCAUUUGAAGUCAAAGUUCUUUUUCCUCCCGUGGUUAAGCCGCUGACGAACGUUACAGUAAUCGAAGAAGGCACAGUUUCUGUGGUUUGUGAAAUAACUGCUGGUGUUCCGAGCAAGAACGACUUUCAAUGGGAAAGAAUGUCUGAUAGUUCCAAAGUCUCCAUGGAGCAGACUCUUAUUUUCGCCAACAUUGAUCGAAAACAGACUGGAUACUACAAAUGUACAGCUUCGAACAACAUGGAACCCACAGGACAUGACGCAGUCGUUGGCGCCAGUAGCAAUACAGUUUACGUUGAUGUGCAAUGCAAGUCCAAUACUGAAAUCAGUCUAAUUUGA